Paramecium sonneborni is the source of this 1040-nucleotide messenger RNA. Lineage: Eukaryota; Ciliophora; Oligohymenophorea; Peniculida; Parameciidae. The record is from the annotation of a GenBank genome assembly.
UAUAUGUCUGAAUAAGCAGAGGAAGAAUUAUAACAAUAAUUAGAUGAAUAAUAAUAGCCUGAUAACAAUCAAUUUGAUACUUAAAUUGUAUUAUUUAUAUACUAUUUUUUUAAUAGCCUUCUGAAGAUCCUAAUGUUUUUAUGACUCAACAAAAACUAGAAUAAAAUCAAGUUUGGAAGUGCUUCGAUUUUCUAUUCCCAGCAGGUAAAUUAGCUAAAUUAAUAAAACUGAAUUAUUCAUAACCUAAAACUUUUCCUAUGACUGAAAUACUUACUAAACUUAAAUUAGAUGAUGGAUUACCUGUUCUUAAUUUUAUUGGUUGUAGACAUAACUUUGAUAAUCCAAAUUCUAAUCGUGGUAAAUUCUAUGCUGGUAUUGCUAGAGCAUGUCAUAAUACUGAUGCUGUUAUUAUUGAUAAUGCAAUUACUACAGGAAUUGAAAAAUAUAGUCUUAGAAGAAAUUGCACUGUAUUUCAUUCUUUUCUAUUUAUAAGCUAAUUGGUAUUGCACCUGAAUAAGCUGUCUCAUAUCCUAAAUUAAAUCCAACCAAAAUUGAAAAAAAUGAAUUAAGUAACGGUCAUACACAUAUUUUCUUAAUUGGAGGUGAUAAUGUCAAUUAUGGAACUGAAGCAUUAUUUAAAAUUAAUCUAUGCAAAGCGUAUAUUCUACUCUAAAUUUAAAUAAUAGAAUUGCUACUGGAAAAAUUAGUAAAACUUAAGGAAGACCAAGGUGCAAAAUUGUUAACAUUUUAUUUGCUGAUUCCAAUGAUUGUUUUGAUGAAAUCAGAGAAGCCAUCAUUAAUAAAUUACCUAUCAUUGUAGUCAGAGGAUCACAUCUUUGUAAUUAAUUCAUUGACCAAGAAAAAAUAUUAGAUGCCGGUAUCAAUUCUUAUUUAUCACAGAAUUCGAGGAUAUCAUGAAUGAUAAAGAUGGAUUCUUUUUCCCUCUCUAAAAAUUAGAUUCUGAAGUCAUUGCAUAAAUGGUACACUAUCUAUUAACAUUUACUCCAUCAUUACCAAAAAAAGAAUUAAACAAAAAAUGA